This is a messenger RNA of Limulus polyphemus (Atlantic horseshoe crab), 1993 nucleotides long. Its product is annotated as Golgi resident protein GCP60-like. The transcript has 5 exons. Gene Ontology annotation, cellular component: Golgi membrane. Lineage: Eukaryota; Metazoa; Arthropoda; Merostomata; Xiphosura; Limulidae. The record is from RefSeq and is a predicted model, not a curated record. The coding region runs from base 445 to 1116 and encodes 223 amino acids.
UUGUGUGUGUUAUUUAACUUGUAAGAUACAAAUUUUGUAGGGAAACAAAAAUAACAUUCAAACCAGUUUUAAACUAACACAAAGUUUAAACUAUUUAAUUUUUGAAACAUAAAUUGAGAUCGCGAACGCUUAUGUUCUAGUAGUAGGAACGAGGUGUACCGAACAUUGGAUGGUGUGUAAUACUAAUAGUAUUAAGAGUAACACUAAUAAUACUUUUAUUUGUAAAUUGUACUAUAUUAAUAUUACUAUUAGUAUUACUGAUAGUAAUACUAGUAGGCCUACGCCCAUGUAUGUAUGCGCUGACUCUUCAACCACAAAAUAAAUGCGGAAAGUUUGAGAAGGAGAAAGUUCAGUAAGUUGGCUCAGCAAACCACAAAGUUUUAUAGUCAAUCGAAGAAGGAAGAAUAUCCCCACUUUUCACAAGUCUGUCUUGGUAGUCCAGAAAUGCAGGAACCAAUAAAGGAACAGAAAGUCAAGCAUCAGCAGAAUCAGACUGUAAAUCAGUAUCCUUAUAACUUUACAUUGGCUGAAACCCAUAGUCACAGUAGUGAAGAUCACGAGGAGGAUAGUUCUGGUGAAGAUACAAGUGAGGAAAACUCUCUUGAACUACCUCCAAUAGCUGCAGCGUCUUUGUGGACUCAGAGAGACAUUAAAGCCUUUAAAGAUUCUGUGCGUAAAGAAGGUGGAGAGGGUAUUAUUAGAGUAGGUCAUGGAGAAAGUGUGACGGUGAAAGUCCCAACACAUGAAGACAGUACUUGCCUUUUUUGGGAGUUUGCUACAGAUGGAUAUGAUAUUGGAUUUGGUUUAUAUUUUGAAUGGACAAAUACACCAGGAACACAAGUGUCUGUACAUAUUAGUGAUAGCGAUGAAGAAGACGAUGAAGAUGAAGAGAUGGAUGAUCUCACUGGCAGAGGAGACAUUGAGAAGGGACCUUCUAAUCAAGGACACUCGCCCAUCAGUGUAGUAAUCCCAGUGUACAGACGGGACUGCCAUGAAGAAGUUUUUAUGGGUAGCCAUGUGUAUCCAGGAUUGGGUAUUUACCAGUUAAAAUUUGAUAACUCAUAUUCACUGUGGAGAUCAAAGACCUUAUAUUAUAGGGUUUACUACACUCGAUAGCUUAAUAUGGUAUUUUGUUUUUUCUGUGGUAGCAAGGAUUAUGUGUAUUAUAAGCACAUUGGGAAGAAUGUUGGUAAAAACAGCUAUUUAUAUGAAUGUUAAUGAAAAUUAAGUUUUGUUUGAAUGACUAAAUUAUAUGCAGUUAAUUUCUUAACAGCAUCUGCAUAGAAUUUCUAAAUGUAGUGCCAUCAUCAUUCUAACAACUCUGUCAAACAGAUAACCAAAUUAAAACAUUUAAAUAUAGCUUACAACAGUAUAUUGAGAGAUAGUUUAAAAAUGCAAGUUUCAAAAAAGUCAACUGUUGAUUUCAUAGACCUUUAUUGUCUGGUGUUUAAUUUUAAAAACAGUACAGAGUACUACAUUUCAAAAUCAGUAUAGUAUCUAUACCAAUAAUAACAGAUAUGUACACACACACACAAUGUAUUCAACUUGCAUAACAAAAUGUUUCAACUUAAUGUCCCAAAUAGUUAAAAUUCUAGUCCUAAGUACCAUCCAAGCUGAUUUAUACUUUAUAGAAUUCUUACAUACUUAACCUAAAAUUAUUUUAAAUUCCAAAAGCUAAAGAAAAUGUCCCAUACUUUUAAAUAAAUUGAUAUCAUCCACACUUUACAAAUUAUGUUACAUAGAAAUGGUUAAACUACUUUUAAUUAUAUUUACCUUUGUUACUCUGUAUUAACUUCUUAACAUCUGUGGUGGUCACUUUUCAUUAGCAUACUCAUUUUUGUUCCACUGACAUAUAUUGUACUGUAGAGUAGUCAGCAAUAUAGAAUUUUUUUAACAUUAUUAAAAAUAUUUGGAUCUUUUUUUCCAGAUACAGUGCAGGAUCUUUUUCAUGUCCAUGGCAAGAGCCAUUAUUGAAAAAAAAAAAAAAAGGUUU